Asparagus officinalis (garden asparagus) is the source of this 891-nucleotide messenger RNA. Its product is annotated as jacalin-related lectin 3-like. The transcript has 3 exons. The record is from RefSeq and is a predicted model, not a curated record. Bases 107 to 652 code for a protein of 181 amino acids. Lineage: Eukaryota; Viridiplantae; Streptophyta; Magnoliopsida; Asparagales; Asparagaceae.
AUUAAGCCACUCAGAAGAUUUAGAUAAGGAUCCCUAUAAAUUAACAUCUCACAUUCUUCACAGAUUAUUAUUAUUAUCUGCAGGAAAAUAACAUCACACAACAACAAUGGGUGAUAGGAUAUAUAUAAAGGCUGGACCUGCAGGUGGCAAGCAGGGCCAAGCAUGGGACGAUGGCAUAUUUCAUAGCGUAACUGCCAUCUUUUUAACGUACACAACUUCCCGCAUCGUAUCCAUCCAGUUUGCAUACGCCGACGAACGUGGGAAUAGGCGCCUUUCUCUCCGACGAGGAGGAGCAGGCGGCAACAGCUUUGAAGCUAUACAAAUAACAGGUCCUAUAACAUCAGUAUCCGGAUCAUACUCGAUGAUAUCGGGCAGGCCGGCUCACGUACAGUCUCUCGUGUUCGAUGCGGGUGGCGUACGCCAUGGACCUUAUGGUUAUGCUUCCGGUAGUGUUACUGCUUUUGGUCGUGGUACUACUCAAUUUUCGUUUAGUGCUUCUGGCAAUCGUAUCAGAGGUUUCCACGGCUAUUCGGAUGGAUUUUAUCUCCAAUCAAUUGGUGUUUACAUUGACAGCGGUACGACGUCGAGGAUGCAAGCUUCCCCUUCUUCGUACCCAAAGCUUUUAGAAGCUCCUAAAGAAGAAUCUGAAUGAUCACCAGAAGUUCGUGUGUGACAAAAGUUUGAAUAGAUGUUAUUUUCUUCUUUUCAUCAAUUAAUUAGAUAAAGGUUUUUCGUCUAUUUAGGGAUUUUAUCUUUUUUCCUUUUCUUCUUCUUUUGAGUUAGCGUUUAGGUUGGAGUUCUUUGUAGGGAGUUUGAGCAGUAGACGUAGUUAUGUCAUGGUACUACUCUGUCUUCAUCAGAAUUUUUAUCAAAUAUUGGUGUCGUGUGCGA